Euleptes europaea (tarantolino) is the source of this 2941-nucleotide messenger RNA. It is a transcript of the gene DNMT3A, whose product is annotated as DNA methyltransferase 3 alpha. NCBI's taxonomy places the organism in Eukaryota, Metazoa, Chordata, Lepidosauria, Squamata, Sphaerodactylidae. Gene Ontology annotation, cellular component: nucleus; cytoplasm. Gene Ontology annotation, biological process: negative regulation of DNA-templated transcription. The transcript has 23 exons. Gene Ontology annotation, molecular function: DNA (cytosine-5-)-methyltransferase activity. The record is from RefSeq and is a predicted model, not a curated record. The coding region runs from base 59 to 2815 and encodes 918 amino acids.
UAAGCCCCACACGCAAAACCAUUUGCUGCCCCCUGUCACCACCCUGCGUCUCCCCAGCAUGCCAUCCAAUGGCCCCGUUGACACCAGCGGCCCCAGUGCAGACCAAGAGACGGCCGACUCUCACAAGCAGGGUGAAGAGGAAUCUGAUGAGAAUUGUAACAAGGAAGAGAAGCCAGAUCCGGGGAUACCCAUGAGGAAAGCGGGGCGCCCCGGUAGGAAACGCAAACAGCCAGUGGCGGAGAGCAACGAAGCCCCCAAAGACACAGCCUCAGCACCGAAGUGCCCCCCGCCUGCCCAUGACACCAGCCCCAUGGAGCAAGUGCCCAACGGAGAAGCGGAGAUGGGCAGCCCAGAGAACAGCAGUACCACUGAUCUAAAGGGCAGGCAGCGUGGUGAGAAUGAAUCCAGCAGCCUCCCGGAUGGGGAGAUGGGUCGGGCCCUGGAAAAUGGACGCUGCACCCCCAAGGACAGCCCUGACCCGCCUGCCAGUGAAGGCAAAGAAGAGAAGGAGGAAAACCACUACAACUCUAUGAAGAUGGAGGGAUCCCGAGGCCGCCUCCGUGGAGGGCUGGGUUGUGAGUCAAACCUGCGCCCCAGGCCAAUGCAGCGUCUGACCUUCCAGGCUGGGGACCCAUACUACAUCAGCAAGAGGAAGCGGGACGAGUGGUUGGCCAGGUGGAAGAGGGAGACUGAUAACCCACCGGCAGCUCAGCUUGACAAGGCUGAGAAAAAAGCCAAGGUCAUUGCUGGGAUGAAUGCAGUGGAGGAGACGCCACGGACUGAGCCCCAGAAGGAAGAAGAGGCCAGCCCACCCGCCUUGCAGCAGCCCACUGACCCUGCCUCUCCCAAUGUGGCGACUACACCGGAACCUGUGGGGCCUGAUGCUCUGGACAAGGGCAUAUCCAAGGCUGCCGACGAUGAGCCAGAAUAUGAGGACGGCCGGGGAUUUGGGAUCGGGGAGCUGGUCUGGGGGAAAUUGCGUGGAUUCUCCUGGUGGCCAGGCCGCAUUGUUUCCUGGUGGAUGACUGGCAGGAGCCGGGCUGCUGAGGGCACCCGCUGGGUCAUGUGGUUCGGCGACGGGAAGUUCUCUGUGGUCUGUGUAGAGAAGCUGCUGCCACUCAGUUCCUUCGCCAGUGCAUUCCACCAGGCUACAUACAACAAGCAGCCCAUGUAUCGGAAGGCCAUUUACGAGGUGCUGCAGGUGGCGAGCAGCAGAGCGGGCAAGAUCUUCCCCUCCUGUCCAGAGAAUGAUGAAACAGAUACAUCCAAAGUAGUGGAGAUGCAGAACAAGCAGAUGAUUGAAUGGGCCUUGGGAGGGUUCCAGCCGUCUGGCCCCAAGGGUCUGGAGCCUCCUGAAGAGGAACGCAACCCCUACAAAGAAGUUUACACGGAGAUGUGGGUGGAGCCAGAAGCUGCUGCCUAUGCCCCUCCUCCGCCAGCCAAAAAACCAAGGAAAAGCACAGAGAAGCCUAAGGUCAAGGAGAUCAUAGAUGAGCGCACCAGAGAGCGUCUUGUUUAUGAGGUCCGACAGAAGUGCAGAAAUAUUGAAGAUAUCUGCAUCUCUUGUGGAAGCCUCAAUGUCACCCUGGAACACCCUCUCUUUAUUGGAGGAAUGUGCCAAAACUGCAAGAACUGCUUUCUGGAAUGCGCCUACCAGUACGAUGAUGACGGCUACCAGUCCUACUGCACCAUCUGCUGUGGAGGCCGUGAAGUCCUCAUGUGUGGAAACAACAAUUGCUGCAGGUGCUUUUGUGUAGAGUGUGUGGACCUGCUGGUGGGCCCUGGUGCAGCUCAGGCAGCAAUCAAGGAGGAUCCCUGGAACUGCUACAUGUGUGGCCACAAGGGCAUCUAUGGCCUGCUCCGACGGCGGGAAGACUGGCCGUCACGCCUCCAGAUGUUUUUCGCCAACAACCAUGACCAAGAGUUUGACCCACCAAAGGUUUACCCUCCAGUCCCUGCUGAAAAGAGGAAGCCCAUCCGGGUGCUCUCGCUUUUCGAUGGCAUUGCCACAGGCCUACUGGUGCUGAAGGACUUAGGCAUCCAGGUGGACCGGUAUAUCGCUUCUGAGGUGUGUGAAGACUCCAUCACGGUUGGGAUGGUCCGACACCAGGGCAAGAUCAUGUAUGUUGGGGACGUCCGCAAUGUCACCCAGAAACAUAUACAGGAGUGGGGCCCCUUUGACCUGGUGAUCGGAGGGAGCCCCUGCAACGAUCUCUCCAUUGUCAAUCCUGCCAGGAAGGGCCUUUAUGAGGGGACAGGGCGGCUCUUCUUUGAGUUCUAUCGUCUUCUGCAUGAGGCCCGGCCCAAGGAGGGAGAUGACCGGCCCUUCUUUUGGCUCUUUGAGAACGUGGUGGCCAUGGGCGUCAGUGACAAAAGAGACAUCUCUCGCUUCCUAGAGUCCAACCCAGUGAUGAUCGAUGCCAAAGAGGUCUCUGCAGCUCACAGGGCCCGGUACUUCUGGGGAAACCUACCCGGCAUGAACAGGCCACUGGCUUCAACUAUGAAUGAUAAGUUGGAACUGCAGGAGUGUCUGGAACAUGGCAGGAUAGCGAAGUUCAGCAAAGUCCGAACAAUCACCACUCGCUCCAAUUCCAUCAAGCAAGGCAAGGAUCAGCACUUCCCUGUCUUCAUGAAUGAGAAGGAAGAUAUCCUGUGGUGCACUGAGAUGGAAAGGGUCUUUGGCUUCCCAGUCCACUACACAGAUGUGUCCAACAUGAGCCGCCUGGCUCGGCAGAGACUGCUGGGUCGCUCCUGGAGCGUGCCGGUGAUCCGCCACCUCUUCGCCCCUCUGAAGGAGUACUUUGCCUGCGUUUAAAGAGACGCACCCACGGAACUGGCAAAGCAGAGGGAGGAGUCUCAAACACAACCAUCCCCAGGAACAGAAGAGAAGUGGCACCAGAACGGAGGAGGUGGCUGGUGGGUGAGAGGGAAGGAGAGGAUG